CGAUCAACAGAAGAAUAUGUAGAGUUUGUUGAAUUAGCAAAAAACGAUGGAAAACGAGUGGGCAACGGAAGAAAGACACAAAGAUUUAAUAAUGUUUCUGUUAAACGUGUAAAAGCAGUUGAAGAACCAGAUACUGUUCAAGAUGAUUUGAAUACUGAUCAUUUUUAUCAAUAA
Messenger RNA from Rotaria sordida, 174 nucleotides. The record is from the annotation of a GenBank genome assembly. Lineage: Eukaryota; Metazoa; Rotifera; Eurotatoria; Philodinida; Philodinidae.